Molecule: messenger RNA, 4747 nt
Organism: Chiloscyllium plagiosum (whitespotted bambooshark)
Lineage: Eukaryota; Metazoa; Chordata; Chondrichthyes; Orectolobiformes; Hemiscylliidae
Gene: cped1
Product: cadherin-like and PC-esterase domain containing 1
Biological process (GO): protein modification process
Source: RefSeq, a predicted model, not a curated record
UUUUUUUUAAAAAAAGUGAUGCUAGGGGAGGGAAGAGGAGAGUGGAUAUCCCAGAGACAAGCGCAAACGACAAAAACAAAGGUUCUUCGUUUAGUUUGUUUUAAUUACAAUCAUGUUACAGUUUAGGAAGUCGUCAAUGCCUGGCACAGUCUACUUUGGGAGAAGUUGUGUUUGUUACUGCUGUAGGGUCGGCAGUUCCAACUGGAUUUAAUCAUUGAGUUUCGGAAUUGCUUCCUGAAGGCAAGACGCACCUCUUCUGGAAGCCUGCUCCAUGACGCAGUGAGCCGAUUAAUUUUUAACUGAGAACAGGAAAGGAGCUCAGUGACAGAAAACUUGGGCAACCCAGCGACGCCUGCAAUGCGCUAGUUAGCGCAGGGAUGGACUGAACUGAGAGCUCCUCUCAGGACUUUGGUGUACUUUUUUUUUAAUCUCCGGAUCGAGUCCGGAAAACCCGCCAAACUUUUGUUCUCCCCCCACCCCCAACACCCCAAAUUCUGGCGUAACUUGGAAAGAAAGUUUGCUGCGCUUGAGGGUCUGGUGUGCCCUGGAUUCUUGGCUGGUUGACCAGGUCGCUUGGUUGUGGGUGACAAUGUGAAGGUUCCGCUGAAGGAUGGACCUCAAAGCCUUGCCCCUGGAUGAACCUCACGCCGCUCGCCAAGUGAUGCAGCCGCUGCUUGUGGGGAUGCUGAGCUGACCCGUUACAUCUCUGCUUCGGGACCAUUCUGGAGGGAGCGCUGAGCGGGUCACGUCUCCACAAGAGGCUGGGCACAGAGCUCUGGCUAAGGUAGCAGUCCCCCCUGGGUGGGGGAACUGAGCCCUGACUUUCUCCAACAAGUUUCCUGCCAUGGAGGAGUGAGGGAGGGAGGGAGGGAGGGCGGAGGGGCUGCUGUGGACAUGGGUCCCCGCCAGGCGCUGGCUCGCUGCGUCCGUUUGUGCUGGCCCCCUCGGCCGCUGCUGCUGGCUGUGGCGAUAGCCGUGUGUUUGGUUUACCCAUCUCUGACAGUGUUCCGCCUGCGAGCGGGCAGUCUGCUGCUCAAACCACCCUCCCGGAUUCAACCAACACAAGUCACCGCAGACAGCAAGCCGUCGAGAAAGAACCCCAACUGCCUCCCUGCACUGGAUGUACCGCUGAAACUCAGAGAGAUUGAACCUAAUGCCUUCAACAAUCGCAAGAAAACAGUUGUGCUACGAGGCUAUAAUUCCAUUAGUGCACCUGACCUUCGAUUAUAUCAACAAAUUUUUGUACAAUAUGGUUAUGAACUUGUCCUAUCUCCAAAUGUUAAUGGAGGUUCAAGUUACAGGGAGGGCUCCAAAUAUAAUGGAACUGAACAUUGGGACUUGCUUAUUUGUUUCACUUCAAAUAAGCUCAAUGGUAACAGAUGCCUUCAAAAAGAAGAGUUUGAACAACUUCAGCUUCAUCAGAAGGUGAAUAGAAUCCCAGGCCUAGAACGUACACUUUGCAGAAAAGAUGGCUUUUGUCAGAUUAUGGGGAUUGCUCAAAGAUUGCCAGUCCUCCAACCUUUGGUUCUUCCAUCUAUGUGCUUAGACUAUUAUGUAGAGCCAAAAACAAUCAGCAACAGGAUAAGGGCUGGAAUCUCGAUGUCUCCAGAUGGAAAUAUCCCUUCUCUAAAGCUUCAAGAUAUGGACAACGAAAUUGAUGUGAAACAAUACACAGCACUUUCAGGAAAGUCAAAGACCGUUCCUAUAGAUGGUCUUUCUGCAAUUCUUAGAGUGUAUGUUUUAGUGACAUCACUGUCUCCCCUACGAGCAUUCAUUCAUUCAACAGGACUCGUCCAAAGUGAACCCAAUAAGAAGUUCUUUGUAUCCGAGCUUCGGGCAUAUUUUGAAAAAUAUUCUGGAACAAGUGCUUCAGUACAGGCCUAUGAGAACAUGAAAAUGUUAAUUACACAACUUCUAUUAAUUGCUGAACUAAACAUUGAAUCUUCCACCAGAAGUCAAGGAACAUCAGAAAGAUGUUGUUCAUGUUUUCAGCUACUGGCCUUUGACCUUAGCUUUGGUGCAUCUGCCUAUCCUGUGAUUGUUGAGGUGCACCAACAGCCUGUCUUUGAAGCAGAUGACAAUCUAGCUUUUGCAGAUCGCAUCACUAAAGAUUUCAUACUGGAAGAUACUUUCAGGUUGUUGCUAGCUGGCACUUCUGUUCUGGGUGAAAUAAACGAAGCUUUAGAAAAUAUAUAUCGAUCUGAAAGAUUGAAGAAUCACAGCCAUUUUCAAAAACAUGAAUUUUGUCUGACUUCAAGAGAUCUAACAGCCAUUAUUAAUUUUCAAAAGGAGUUCAAAAGCCAAGGAAAAUUUGAAUUGCUUUAUCCAUCCAUUAAUCCAGACUACCAAAAGAUAUUAUAUGUACUCCAUCACAAUUUUGAUCAUGCAUCUAAAACAAAAUCUGUGCUUGCCCAGCAUCUGCUAUUUUCAAUGCUCCAUGACCAGUUUCAAGCAUCAAAUGUGCAGAAGAGUUUGAAUCAUUUCACAUGGGAUCAAACUGGAUCAAUAUCUUCUCAUACAGUUGAAAGGUUUGAAAGCAACAACAAAAUAGGUCAGUACAAGCAAAAGAACUGCAGUACAGCUAAACAUACUCUGGCCUACAUUACACACAUCUUCACUAGCCCACAGCUGAACUUGAAUCCUGUCUUUACGUCAAAGAUCAAAGUGUACUAUUCCGAAGUGCCUUUUGAUGUGGUGAUAGUGAAGAUCAGAGCACAAGCAGCCAAUUGCCACUGCCAGGUACACUUGGAUGAGAAAAAAGGACCCAGCCUUGCCAAUUAUCCUCUUGGCCUUGGAAAUAACAGGAUCCAUAUAUUAGUAUCGGAUGAGUCACGCAAACAACCGACUGUAAUAGCAACCUACACUGUCAAUGUUUACCGACAUGGUCGGCCCAGUUUGCCUGUUCCUAAUGAGACUACAAUGUGCAGUUUUGUGCAGGACUGUGAGUUGAUCAUUCGGCCUGAAGAACCUUGUGGCAUUCAGCCAGUGUCAAGCACUUACUUCAUAGCAGUUUCACAAACAAAGCUUCAGAACUGCAAGACAGGCGAUGCCAAAGGGCAGUGGGUUGUUCCUUGUCUAAGCUGCUCAGACAAUCGGACUUGUGAUUGGCAAAAGGCACGAUGGCAGCCAGAAAAAUGUCAACACCUAACACCAACGAAAAGUCAACUUCAGCAGUGUAUGAAUGGAAGGAAGGUUCUUUUCAUUGGCGAUUCAACCAACAGGGGAAUGAUGUAUUAUCUUAUGGAAGAAGUGAAUGAAACUCUUCAGGAAUGGGACAAAGCUCAUGACACUAAAUUCUUUCCCAAUUUAAAUGGAGGAAAACUAUUCACUAGUUAUGCUUAUUAUCCCCAGUUUUGGCUGAAUUUAAGUCAAAGACCUACAUUUGAAAAUACUUUGGAACAACUUAUUCAAAGGUCGCAUCCUUUAGAAAACAACGAUCAGACUGUUCUGGUUGUAGGUGGGGUUCAGUGGUUAAAUACACAACAUUUGCAUAUUAUACAAAAAGUUUUACAAAGAGAGAAGCUGUUAAAUAUUCUUGUAAUCAUAAAAUCUAUAGGAAUGGGAUUUCACCUGCCAGUGGAUGGAAUCCGAUCCCUGUCUUUGAAUGAAGUACAAAAUUUGUGGAAAGAAAAUACAGAAAUACUUUCUCAAGCAAAGGACUACGGUUAUGAUGUUAUUGAUACCUUUAGCAUCACUAUGGGACGCUAUAAAGAAUUUCUUCAGGGAAAGUGUGCAUGUCAUUUUCAUGAGGUAGAUAAAGUUGAGUUUUCCCAAACAACAAUUCAGAGGAAAAUAAGGCACUCAACCUACUCCUUUCUGGGAAAGGGCACCGCAGGUCGAAGCAAACAGUCAGUGGUACAAGACGUUUUACCUGUUUUUAAAUCACACUAUCAUGUCAAUGGUCCAAUAAACCUGGCUUAUUCAGAAAUUUUCCUCAGCAGAGUCUGUGUGAACAGAUUGAAUAUUAUGACCACUCAGCUAUAAAAAAUGGACAGUUUUAAGAUUUGCUGCUUCCCAGGAGAUCAGUGCAAAAUACCACACGGCAUGUAUUCCAUUUCUCUCUUAUUGGCUACGAAUGUUACCAUCAAAGACAUGUGACACGUUUUCAGCCUUUAUGAAAUCAAUAUGUUCCCCUGCAAAUUUGAGGUUUCGAAUGGCAGAUGGAAAGCCUGAAAAUUGAUGUAACCUCUUGUCUGGCCAGAUGAAUUGCAUAACCAGCUGUAGCUGAAACCUUUUUUUUUAACAGAAGAUUAAGCUACACAAGAGACUUGAGUUCCUUAAGUAAACCACUUAAUCCUUUUGGUGCAAUAUUCAUUCACUUUCUGCACUAUUAUUGUGAAAACAAUUGUAAUACUGUAUUUCUGAAUAAGUUUUAUUUUUGUACGUAUUGUUCACUUGGAACCACAUUCCCCAGAUAUUGCUGAAGAUAUCAAAUUAUAUAUACCUCACAUUUAUUAUAUUUAUAUUUAUAUUGCUUUUAUAUUUUGCUUGUAAAAGUAGUUUGAAAUAAUAACCUGCAUUCUCAAUGUCUUAAAACCUUUUUACAAACAGAGAUGUUUUAUGUUUACAAAUUUUUGAUAUUUGGUAUAUCUACUUUUAAUAAUUUUUAUAUACAUUUUUAAUUUUUUCUAUGGACGUUGAUAGUGCUUAAGCACCUGGUACUAUGGGAGCCAAAUGUUUUGUGAUAUAGGGAUACACUACAUUUGGAAAAUAGGAAUAAAACAUAUAUUUUGUUCUUAAAAGGCAA